UUCAGCCACACCUUUCUGUGCAUAAAGACAACCUCUACCUUGACUGAAAUGUUAUGGCGGACUAAAAAGCGACAUUUAUUUUCCGUGUCAACGUCAAAUGACUCUCAUAUUGUUUUUUUAAACUAUUUUCUUCUAUCUUAUUUAUUUUCUCAGUCAUCAUCAGUUCGGACAUGAUGAUGCUGGGCAGUUUUUUUCGGGGUUGUCAGAAGAAUGUGGUUUCAUCUUCUGUCUCAUUCCGCCACAUUUCAACAGCCAUCCGAAACAACAGCAAUCAGGAUUAUGAUGAGCCUCAGCAUGUUGUUUAUCCCAAAAUCAAACUGCCAUCUAAAAUCGUGCUCCCAGGACUGCCUACCGAGGAACCCUGGACUCGCGUUAAAAAGGUUAUGAAGUUUGACUAUGAUACAGCUGUUGCAAACUUACAAGGAAAACCGCCACCACCUUUUCCUGGAAAUGCCGACAUUUUAAUAAUUGGAGGCGGUAUAGUCGGAAGUUCCAUUGCUUAUCAUCUCUCUGAAAGAACUGGGCCAGGGUUAAAGGUUACAGUAGUGGAGAAAAACCCACCAAAAAUAUCAAAUUGUUCAAGUGAUUUGUAUCAUCAAGUAGGUUCAAUGCCAAAUUUUGAAAUGACCCAGUAUGCAGCAGAAUUCUACCGAACUCUAGGGCUUACCUGGGAUGACCCAGACUUACCACCCCUUCCUGAUAUUGGUUUCAAUGUCAAUAGCUCACUUUUGAUUGCCCCAAAAGAUAAAACUGAUAUUAUUGACGACCUAUCAGACAUGUACAAAACAACAAAAUGGAAUCAUCAAAUGCUCAGUUCUCAAAUAUUGAAGCAGAAAUUUCCAUGGCUGAAUAGUGAUGGGAUUGUUCUUGGUUGUUUGGGCAUGCACAAAGAAGGAUUUUUUAAUGAAUCAUGUGCUCUUGCCAUUAUAAGAGCAAAGGCUAGAAGAAAUGGAGUUACAUUUCAGCAGGGAAAUGUGGUUGGUUUUGAAUUUGUUGAUGUGUCGGACCUUGCUUCACCUAUGCACCAUUUGAUUAAAACAUAUACCCCUCGAACAGCAGUGAUUUAUGAUCCAGAAGGAGAUGCUAAAAGACUCUCCUUUGGUUAUGCAGUAUUAGCAGCAGGAAAUUCAAUAAAUGAAGUUGCUAGUCUUCUUAGAAUAAACAACCAGGAUACAGACUUACCACUAAUAUCACAAAAGUUGUCUACAUUUGAAAUCCAGUCUAACAGUGGCCCAGGCUUAGAUAUGCCACUGAUCAUGGAUCCCAGUGGGUUAAGAGUCAGGAGGAAUGGCUUACUAGGUACAUAUUCUGUUUGGAAUGAAAAAGACCUGGUUGAUCAUGCAAGUGAUGAGGAGCCAAUAGUAGAUAAUAACUAUUUCAAUGAAGAACUCUACCCCAAACUAAUUCACAGAAUACCAGAUUUUAAAGAUUGCAAGGUCAUAUCAUCUAAAGCUCAAAUAGUUGACAAGUGCUUAUGGGAUAACCAUUUAUUGCUUGGACCACUUAUAAGAUACCCCAAUAUUUUGGUUGCUGGAGGUUUUUGCAAUAACCGUUACUUAUUUGCGCCUGCGAUUGGUCGAGGUCUCGCUGAACAUAUGCUGGAUUCUCAGUAUUCAGGGAUAGAUUUAAGUUGCUUCCGGCUUGAGAGGAUAGUAAACGAGUUGAAAAUCAAUACGGCGCAAAUAUAACCAUCAUUCUUGUAAAAAAAAAAAAUACAAAUAAAUAAUAUAGUAAUGAA
Frankliniella occidentalis (western flower thrips) is the source of this 1738-nucleotide messenger RNA. RefSeq names its product FAD-dependent oxidoreductase domain-containing protein 1. The coding region runs from base 171 to 1688 and encodes 505 amino acids. Gene Ontology annotation, molecular function: oxidoreductase activity. Gene Ontology annotation, cellular component: cytoplasm. The transcript is spliced from 10 exons. The record is from RefSeq and is a predicted model, not a curated record. NCBI's taxonomy places the organism in Eukaryota, Metazoa, Arthropoda, Insecta, Thysanoptera, Thripidae.